GAAUAGGCAAUGAGUUGUGAGAGAGAAGGAGGUUGGUGGAGUUGAUGGCGGCUGUGUGAGAGGGAGUGAGCCAGGCCAGACGUGUGCCCUGCCCGAGCCUUCAGUACUUCUCUCCACGACUAUGGAGCUCGACACCCACAACCACCCACUCUUUGGCAAGAUACAAUUCACUGGAGAAGAGCAAACAGCCAUUCAAAAUGUUUUGCGGCAGAAGCUUGGCCCUUCAUUCAUCAGUCAAAGGGCUGGACCAAGUGGCCAAAGGAUUGCAUACAUAGAAGGUUGGCGACUCGUCAGCCUUGCUAAUGAAAUCUUUGGCUUUAACGGUUGGAGUCAUUCAGUUACAAAUCAAACAAUUGAUUUUGUUGACCACUACAAUGGUAGGUAUUAUGUUGGAGUUAGUUCUAGAGUUCGAGUGCAGCUAAAAGAUGGAGUUUACCAUGAAGAUAUUGGCUAUGGUGUUUCUGAAGGAAUGAAGAGCAAGGCUUUAUCAGUAGAGAAAGCUCGAAAGGAAGCGGUCACUGAUGGAUUAAAGCGAGCACUGAAAAGUUUUGGAAAUGCCCUUGGAAACUGCCUCAGUAGCAAGGAUUACCUUCGUUUUAUUGGCAAAGUGCCAGCCUCCCCAGCACCAAAUAUCAGUUCUAGUGAUUUGCUUCAUCAAGAUGUCAACACGGGCCUUGCACAGAUUCGCAGAAGAGUCACCGAAGAAGGCCGAGCUCAGAGACAGAAAAGUCGUGUGCAUGCAAAAGCAUCAAGAGAACAAGUUACGAGCGUGAAUGUUCCAAGCCCUGAAGAAGACAGAAUCAGUUCCCACCAUGCAGAAGUAUCAGGCACUGAUGAAAAUAUUAGCAACACAAGAUUACCAGUAACGAAUUCUGAGAUACCUUCAAAAAACAGAAAUACCAAUAAUAUGACACCAUUUGUGAAACUUGAAAGAACUGAAAAUUCAACUAAUACAGAAUUGGCUCAAUCAGCACACAAUCAAAGUUUACCUUUGGAACAAGAUGCCAAGUCCCCUUCUGUUUUAAAUAAGAGUUUCCCAUUAAUAAAUAAAAGUAUACCUUUGGUCAAAACUUCAAGUGUUUGUGUUGAUCAAACUUUAUCUAAUAAGCAUACUGAACAUUCAGUAACAGUGUUCCGAAAUAAGUCAAGUACUGUAGAGAGAACAUUAUCCCCCUUGGUUCCAAAUAAAAAAUCAAUUAUUAUGGAGAACAGCAUCUCAUCCUUAAGUGAACCAAAUGUGGAAGGGUUAAAUUCACAUGAAAAAGACACCUUGAUACCUGGAGCAGUCGAUGCACCUAUUGAAAUACCGGUAGAGUCCAACAACCUCAGUAUGUCAGAAUGUGUUAAUAAUUCUCAUCGGAAGAUGGAACUUGCAGAAGUAACAGAAGAACGGGAAAAUUCACCAAACUCUUUUAUUGGUUUUACUAAGGAAAUGAUUGUCAUAUCACCAAUGACUAAAUCCCCUAAACACAAAUUUGAUGAAAAUAAGCAAGAAAGGAAAAGAAGACAGAGAGAAAAGCAACAGGCAUUCAAGAUGAAAAUGAAAAAUAGAAAUCUGCCUGGAAAUUCUGCUAAUUUGAUUGUACUGAACAAGCCAGAAACAUCAGAAGCAAGCUUGUGGGACGAUGGAGGGGAUAUGGUUGGAGAAGACGAUCCAACAUUUUGGGCUCAGCUGAUGACACAACAACUCCUAGAAGCUAGACAAGAGCAGCAACAAACAGAAUCAUUUGCAUACUCUUUAGGUUUAGCACCUUCACGAACAAAUGAAAAAUAUGAAAGUCAGCAUUCCAGCAUUGGGCAUGUAGGGAAAGCCUCUACGUCUGCUGCUUAUGGUCUUGCUGCAGGUCCUAAUGAUAGAUAUGUAGACAAUAAUAGAGAUACCAGUUCAAUUUAUCAUAAUGGUCAGACACAUUUAGCUCCUACAAGUAUUUAUACACCAUCAUUUAGAAAUAAUACAAAUGUUAAGCUUGGUGAUGGCACUUUUAUUGCUAUGGAUAGAAAUAGCAAAAUUGAUAUUUCAGGAAAGAUGAUAAUGUCAGAAACUGUUAAACUAAAGGGAGAAAAAGACCGAAGUAGUGAGAGGGCAGUUCAAAUGAGUUGUAAUUCUAUGUACAUUGAGGGAGAUGAUUUAUCUGUAUGGCGUUCUCCUCGAACCAACAAAGGGAAUACACAUAAGUAUGAAGACUUCAAGGUACCUAUGGCUCGAAGUAAUGGCUGUAGUGAUGGAAGAUCAAGCCCAGUAUUUCCAAGCAAAAAACGAAAAACAGAGGGAAGUCAGUGAAAACUUAAUGUUUUAGCGGCAUCUUUGUAUUAUUGUCUAUAGAAAAUGAAAAAUUAGUUUGCCACAUGUCAAAACGAAUGGUUCAUGUUCAUUGGGUUUAUUUUCCAUUUUAUUUAUCAUUACAGGCGAUGUGGAAGGUGGUUAUAUAUAUCAUGUCAAACUGCCCAGUUUUUUUUUUUUUUUCUUUUUCUUUCUUUAUUGCAUUGACAUGUUUAUUUUAAUUGUAAUUAAUAUAGGUAUUUUACUCUUGCACGUUUUCAUAAUUUAAUUUUUGGCGAGUUGAUACCGUUAUUGUAUCUUCAGUUUUGGCUGACCUAUACUGCUCAUUGGUUUGCAUCACAAGUGUAUUUUCAAGUAUAAUUUACUCAUUGGAAUGUCUUUCGAGACAAUUUUUUUCAGUUUUAAAUUGGCUUAUGUACAUUACUGUCAUUACAGCUCCAUCAAUAGCUGGGAAGCAGGGGCUUAAACAAGCAUCCUUUCAUCUCGCGUGUCUAGUCAAAGAUGUUAAAAAAAAAAAAAAAUUUCGAGUAGAUACAGUAAUUUAAAAUGAAUUGUUUUAGUAUGGCCAGGAUGUUUGAAGGUCUUAAAUUUGUUUGAAAAAUAUUAAUUUAAUAUUGCAUCUCUUGAAGCACUGUAUUUGGACUGGCACAUUGUGUAGGCAAUAUGUACUGCAGUUAUAAAAUAAAAAUCAUUCCCAUUAUCAGUCACUUGCAUUCAUCUUUCUUGCACUAGGAGCUUUUAUAAUAUUAAUGACAUGGAAUUGCAACUUGCAUCCAAUUUAUUUUAAGCGUGUUAAAAUUAGGAAACUCAAAACCAAUGUUCCUCUUGAAACAACCUACUCAAAACAUUUCAAUUGCAUUAAAUUUCAUCUAGGUUAUUUGUAUCUUAAAAUUUUGUAUAUGUAUUAAAAAAAACAAAAAGGAAA
Messenger RNA from Procambarus clarkii (red swamp crayfish), 3206 nucleotides. RefSeq lists its product as uncharacterized. The record is from RefSeq and is a predicted model, not a curated record. NCBI's taxonomy places the organism in Eukaryota, Metazoa, Arthropoda, Malacostraca, Decapoda, Cambaridae. Gene Ontology annotation, cellular component: nucleus. Gene Ontology annotation, biological process: mitotic recombination; double-strand break repair via homologous recombination; double-strand break repair via single-strand annealing.